GAGGUACUAAAGGUAUGAUUCAGACCUUUCAGCCCUUUCCAGAACUUUGACCCUUUGGAGACAGGGUGGUUCUGCAGAGGGCGGUUCUGCAGGGGGCGGUCUAGCCCCUAGCUUUGUUCUGGGCAGCCCAAUCAGCUCUGGAUUGCCCAAGCUGCCCUGAAGAGCCAGCCGAAAGAGCCGGAGGCUGUUUCCCUGUGGUUGCGAGUUCCUGCAUUCUCUGCUCUAAAUCCCAGCCUGCCCUCGGGGCUGCCCACGCCCCCUUCAGAUCCUUUGCUCCGGAGAGAGACCUGUCCGAGCAGAGGCCUGGACUACAUCUCCCGGCGUGCCUGGCAGUGUGGUGGCCUCUGUGCGCCGUCUGCACUCGUUGCAGGCGACGAUGCAGAGGGCUGUAAGUGUGGUGGCCUGUCUGGGCUUUCGCCUGCAGGCAUUCCCCCCGGCGUUGUGUCGUCCACUUAGUUGCGCACAGGAGGUGCUCCGCAGGACACCGCUCUAUGACUUCCACCUGGCCCACGGCGGGAAAAUGGUGGCGUUUGCGGGUUGGAGUCUGCCAGUGCAGUACCGGGACAGUCACACUGACUCGCACUUGCACACACGCCAGCACUGCUCGCUCUUUGACGUGUCUCAUAUGCUGCAGACCAAGAUACUUGGUAGUGACCGGGUGAAGCUGAUGGAGAGUCUAGUGGUUGGAGACAUUGCAGAGCUAAGACCAAACCAGGGGACACUGUCGCUGUUUACCAACGAGGCUGGAGGCAUCUUAGAUGACUUGAUUGUAACCAAUACUUCCGAGGGCCACCUGUAUGUGGUGUCCAACGCUGGCUGCUGGGAGAAAGAUUUGGCCCUCAUGCAGGACAAGCUCAGGGAGCUUCAGAACCAGGGCAGAGAUGUGGGCCUGGAGGUGUUGGAUAAUGCCCUGCUAGCUCUGCAAGGCCCCACUGCAGCCCAGGUACUACAGGCCGGCGUGGCAGAUGACCUGAGGAAACUGCCCUUCAUGACCAGUGCUGUGAUGGAGGUGUUUGGCGUGUCUGGCUGCCGCGUGACCCGCUGUGGCUAUACAGGAGAGGAUGGUGUGGAGAUCUCGGUGCCAGUAGCGGGGGCAGUUCACCUGGCAACAGCUCUUCUGAAAAACCCAGAGGUGAAGCUGGCAGGGCUGGCAGCCAGGGACAGCCUGCGCCUGGAGGCAGGCCUCUGCCUGUACGGGAAUGACAUUAAUGAACACACUACACCUGUGGAGGGCAGCCUCAGUUGGACACUGGAAACUGAAGAUGUUGGCCGGAUGCGGUGGCUCACACCUGUAAUCCCAGCACUUUGGGAGGCCAAAGCGGGCGGAUCACGAGGGAAGCGCCGCCGAGCUGCUAUGGACUUCCCUGGAGCCAAGGUCAUUGUUCCCCAGCUGAAGGGCAAAGUGCAGCGGAGGCGUGUGGGGUUGAUGUGUGAGGGGGCCCCCAUGCGGGCACACAGUCCCAUCCUGAACAUGGAGGGUAUCAAGAUUGGUACUGUGACUAGUGGCUGCCCCUCGCCCUCUCUGAAGAAGAAUGUGGCGAUGGGUUAUGUGCCCUGCGAGUACAGUCGUCCAGGGACAAUGCUGCUGGUAGAGGUGCGGCGGAAGCAGCAGAUGGCUGUAGUCAGCAAGAUGCCCUUUGUGCCCACAAACUACUAUACCCUCAAGUGAAGCUGGCUCAGGGUGGGGCUGUCCCUUCCAGGAGUUUUGCCCCUACAAGGGGUCAGUCAAGAAGCUGAGGCAGAACUCACUGGGGGUGGGCAGUUAAGGUGGAGGCUGAUUCUAAUUGUCUGGUUGAGGAGCCACACCACCUAUUCCCCCCACCUAACUCAUGCCACUCCAGCUUCCUUCAGGACCCUGCUUCUGAGUGACGGACCAGCUCACACAAUGUCUUGUUUCAGUCCAUGAUCCCACUGACCUACUCUUGCCUGCUGGAGAGUAAUGAGAAGCUUUGGUUCUGCCAUCUCUCCCACUCUGCCAGGUGCUGGCUGUGGAGCAAAGGCUCACCUUUGCGGGGAAGAUAAAACCUGCCCAACCUACCUCACCAUGGUUUUUCACAUUGCAAAGGGUAAUAACAUGGGUAGUGUGGACUUAGGCUACCCCCUCCAGUUUGCUUUCCAUAAAUGCAAAUUGUACCUACUGCAAGUCAGGAAUGAUUGCUGACUCACAGUAGGGCUGCUAUGCCUGUGUGUAAACUUGGGGAUGGCUGAAGGAAUACAGACUCACUCUUCCACAUUCCCAAGUUGGUCUAGUGUGCUGCCCAGUGGCAAACCAUGGCAGGCUCACCACCUAUUCUGAGCUCCAGGGGUGUUGUAGGGCAGGGUGGGCUUCCUCCCAGACUUGCCUUACCCUGGGCUGACCUUUGCCCCUGGUAUGCAUUAACGGACUCCACUGAAUCCUAAAAAAAAAAAUUAAACUUCCUUCUUACUUGCCA
Molecule: messenger RNA, 2432 nt
Organism: Symphalangus syndactylus (siamang)
Lineage: Eukaryota; Metazoa; Chordata; Mammalia; Primates; Hylobatidae
Gene: AMT
Product: aminomethyltransferase
Biological process (GO): glycine catabolic process
Cellular component (GO): mitochondrion; glycine cleavage complex
Molecular function (GO): protein binding; aminomethyltransferase activity
Source: RefSeq, a predicted model, not a curated record